Messenger RNA from Drosophila willistoni, 697 nucleotides. RefSeq lists its product as uncharacterized. The transcript is spliced from 2 exons. NCBI's taxonomy places the organism in Eukaryota, Metazoa, Arthropoda, Insecta, Diptera, Drosophilidae. Bases 19 to 615 code for a protein of 198 amino acids. The record is from RefSeq and is a predicted model, not a curated record.
UCUGUGAAAGCUGGAAACAUGUUCCCAAAAGUAAUUACUCUUCUCGUCUUGGCCUCCAUUGGCCAAAUCCUGGCUGUUCCUUCGAUUGAUUCGAAACCAACAGGAAUGUCUGAGGAUCUCAAGCUAAUGGAACUUAUGAUGUAUCAGUCGAAAUCGGGAGAGAAUAUGGAGUGCUUCUCUGUGUAUUUGCCGAUUCUACAAGAGGUAGACACCCAAUACAAGAUCGAUUACACGAAAUGUUGGACGGACCGUCAAUCGGGAGCUAGUGCAAUCGAGGAACGUUAUUCUGAGCCCAGAAGUAACCUUUCAUCUACUGCCUAUGACAUUUGUGGCCCACUCCUGCAAUGCGAACAAAAGGACAGUGAGACGCAGAGCGUGUUUGAGUGCUACGAGAAAGUCGGUACCGAGAAAUCCACUCCACUGAACAAUCUGACUCUGGAUGGCGCUCAAUUGGCUCGUGAAAUCGCCGAAGAUUUCCGCCGUAUCGACAUUAUCGCCGAUGCUUGCUAUGCCGAGUCCUAUCGCACCUAUUCGAAUGAUCGAAACGAUGCCCAGGCAAAGUUGGAGGACUGCUUGGCAAAUGGCAUUUCAAAUACAAAAGAUCCAUUUAAUUAAGAGUAUAAUUUUAAAAUGGUUGGCAAACGAUAAACUUUUUCGAAAUGCAUAAAAGCAAAUAAACAUUACUUAAUACUUAAAA